GAAAUAUGAGUGGGCAGGUGGCAUCAACAUUGGAACCUACAGAUCAAGAUUCCUCCCAGCUGGAUGAACCUGUGGUUCAGCCCAGUGUUGAGCAACCUGAACAAGAGGAACCACCAGCUGAGAUUCAGGAUAUCACACCUAGAAAGGAGGAGGUCCAUGGAGAGGAUCCAGUGAAUAGUGAUGAAGAGGAGGAGAAGGAUGCCUCUGAAGAUUCUGGCCUGGAAGCUGAUCUCCAGGAAUUGUCUGUGUCAAAGACUGGGGGUGAAGGUGGAGAUGGUCCUGAUGUCAGGGAGGAGUUUGCAUCAAAUAUAGAGCCUGUUGAAAUGCCAGAAGCAGCAUUGAACAAACCUGGCCAGAAUAGUCUUGACUAA
Messenger RNA from Capra hircus (goat), 371 nucleotides. Its product is annotated as X antigen family member 5. The record is from RefSeq and is a predicted model, not a curated record. The coding region runs from base 6 to 371 and encodes 121 amino acids. The transcript has 4 exons. NCBI's taxonomy places the organism in Eukaryota, Metazoa, Chordata, Mammalia, Artiodactyla, Bovidae.